Molecule: messenger RNA, 5127 nt
Organism: Filobasidium floriforme
Lineage: Eukaryota; Fungi; Basidiomycota; Tremellomycetes; Filobasidiales; Filobasidiaceae
Product: hydroxymethylglutaryl-coenzyme A reductase-domain-containing protein
Exons: 5
Coding region: 378-4799 (1473 amino acids)
Biological process (GO): isoprenoid biosynthetic process; ergosterol biosynthetic process; coenzyme A metabolic process
Cellular component (GO): peroxisomal membrane; endoplasmic reticulum membrane
Molecular function (GO): hydroxymethylglutaryl-CoA reductase (NADPH) activity; protein binding
Source: RefSeq, a predicted model, not a curated record
UUGGAAUCACCGGGUCGUUCCACUUUUGCCCUUGGACAUCGCCACAACGAUAGAUCGGGACGUUCGGUAGAGGUUGUCUACCUGUACGCUCAUCUAGCAUCUAGCACUUGGUGGACCUACAGCUGGGUAGCAAUCUCGUCGAUCGUCGAUUGGCACGGAACCCCCGCGAUUUAGCAGACGCGCCCCCGGGAUCGCUCGCUCGUAUUUCUUUUGUGCGCACCUCCAUUCAAAAGCAAUCACAUCACGUUUUAUUCUCCGGAUCAACAUCAUCGACAUCAACAACGAUCGCCUCGACUCCAUAGGUUGCAUCUCGUCUGUCUCUUUAGCAACACCCUGCCUACCGACCUCAGAUCGAGGCAUCGAGGAGGAUCUCUAGGAUGAUUCGCCAGCUAUUGCGUGCAGUCGCCGCGCCGGCAGCAGCCGCGCCCAUAGAGGCCAUCACCACCUUUUUCGUGCUCGUCACCUUGGUCUACUUUCAGCUAUUGCACGCUAUCGAGGGUAGCGAAUUCUUUACGCUCCCGGACCAUUCGGCAACACCGGCCGUCCCAUCGACUUAUUACGUCCCCACAUUACACCUCUCUACUCCCUCUAAUCCCGCAAACAAAUGGACCCAGAUCUCGGACCUGGACAACUCGGACAUCUUCUCACCGUCUUCUCCUCUUAGCGGGUUGAAGAACGUCUUGGUGCAACGCUUCAUCGUCGCCGGCGGCUCAAACACCGAGUCGGCGAGUCUGGAUGAAAAGCUCAAAGCGCUCAGGUUGAUCGUGGACGUCAAGGAAGGGACGACGGUGGGGUACGAAGAUGUCUGUUACAAAUCACCUACUUCUUCUUCUUCGGACUGCCUGGACGUGCCUGUGGAAACGACCUCUACCCAUUCCUCGGCCUCGACGGCAGAAUCAGAAGAUGUUGUCGUCACCUUCCUCCUACGCGAUGAUACCCUCGGUCGGAAAUACCUGGAUACGCUCAGAGAGCUGCAACACGUUACCCUUGGCGUGGACGCUACGAACUCGAUAGUCCUCUCCGUCAUCCCUCUGUCGACGGGUAUGUUCUCGUCGCCAUCGGCAUCAUCGUCAUCGGUCUUGUCCUCGGGACUAGGUGCCGGGAGGUCGGAGGAACGACUAGGAGGAGAAUCAGUCUUCAGUCUUUACCCGUACUCCAGCUUGUCGAUCUUUACGAGGACGAACAACGACGUCUUUACGCCUUCCCAGCGCAGAGCUUAUCGUCAACAACAACAGCAACAACAUCACGCUCAUCUUCCUUUCCCCUCGUCCUCCUCUUCGGCGCAGGAACACGGGUCGGGUCUCCCUGUGACGCCUUCCAACUCCGCUUCGCACAUCCCGGGAACGGAGACCAACCCGGCGAGGCACAUCAAGUUCCUAGCCUAUGCGCUGAGGGCGCUGGUCACCCGAUUCUGGAUGUUGGCCAAGAAUGCCGAUUCUGCCGACAUCUUUGUCGUGCUUUUGGGCUAUGUGUUGAUGCACUUCACGUUUGUGAGGUUGUUCCUCAACAUGCGAAAGAUGGGGAGUAGUUUCUGGUUGCCCUCGGCCACACUGAUCUCGUCCACCUUUGGGUUCCUCUUGGCGAUAUUCUCGGCCUACCUCCUCAGCUUCCCCGUCGACCUGAUCUCGCUCUCGGAAGCCUUGCCCUUCUUGGUCAUUACCGUCGGGUUCGACAAGCCCUUCCUCCUCGCCCGAGCCGUAUUCAACAAUCCAGAAAUCGCACCCGUACGUGCACCUCUAGCCGCGCCCGUCCCGGAUUUGAGCGGGGAAAAGUUCAUCGCCAAAGCCAAGGCUGCUCUGGAGAAGAAGGAACGAGCCAGGAAGUCGGGAGCGCAUUCACAACAGGAUGGAACUGAUCACGACGAGACGACGCCCCAGCCCAACGGGUUUGCCAACGACCUCGACCUGUCGGCGCUCGAUCGAGAGUUGGCCGUACACGCGAGGAUCCAACGAGAGAUCGCCGAGGCCAAGGAUCGCAGCAUUCGAUGGGCUGCACCAAUCGGAGCCAAGUUUAUCGUCAUCGAUGCCGUGAAGAAGGUCGGUACGGGGAUCGUCAGAGACUACGCUAUCGAGGUUGCCGUACUCUGUCUUGGUGGGGCCAGCGGGAUUGGAGGAUUGAAAGAGUUCUGUCACCUCGCCGCUUUGAUUCUGGUCAUGGACUGCGUGUGCUUGUUCACGUUCUAUAUCGCCAUCCUCACCGUCAUGGUGGAGGUUCACAGGAUCAAAAUUGCCAGGAAACUCACCCCGUCAACCACCAACCGACGAGGAUCCUUGUUCGACGCACCGACUAGCUCGGUCACCCCGUCGUCUUCGUCCGGACUAAUCCCCGUCUCCCCUGUCAAGGAGGACACUGCGUCGUCGGCCUCUUCUUCUCCGACGUCGUUGUUGUUCAGGCCUAGCGAAUGGAAGAACGCGUUGAUCGGUCAAAAGGGAUCCAACUUGAACGAAAAUGUCAGCGAUCUAGCGAAAAAGAGGAGUCCCGCCGGAAAGCUCAAGUUGACCUUGAUUGUCGCCUUCCUUGUGCUCCAUGUCGCCAACCUGUGUACUCCGCUCGCCGAACAUACCGCGGUCAAGCGCAACGUCGCCCCGACUGGGCCUCUGCCGGUCAACAAGGAUCUCGCCUGGGUGCAGAAGCACGGUUCGAUCUUUGGCGUCGACGCUAAGGUUACCCUCGAGAUCCUGCCUGCCAUUCACGCCAUCGCCCUUGCCUCGAACCCGACGUUGCAAUCCGUCGACAUCGGGACUGGUCUUCCGCUCGAGUUCAACCGAAGCAAGGGAAUGGCUUCGCUCGAUCACUUCAUGUCAGGCUGGACCAGUCUCGUUGGUGACCCUGUGCUGAGCAAGUGGAUCGUGGUCGCCUUGUUCGUCAGCAUCUUGCUCAACGGUUACCUGAUGAAGGGUAUAGCUAGCGGUUCCGCACCGAGUCAAUCGACCGGGCCCGUCGCCGUCGCUGCAGCUGCUGCCAGGCUCGUCGGCGCCGGUGGUGUCUGGGACCCAACCUCGAUGAACCGAGACUCUUUGAGGAACCGUCGUCGAUGGAGCGGUGGCAUUCAACUCGAACGCUUCAGCAACACCCGUCAGACCGAUUCUGACGAGGAAGGUGGAGCUUCGCAUCAGCACAAGCUCGAUCAUAUCAAGCACGCCGAUCCCGUCACUCACAAAUCUCGCGGAGCGUCCGCCGGUUCGACACCGGUACCCAAGACCGGAAAGACUGGAGACGACAUCCGAUCGGGCGAGGCAACUCCUCGAUCUGACGGUGGCAAACCUAGACCUGAUCCCAAGGCCGAAGUCGGUCGUCUCGUUGUUAACGAUACUCCCCGCGUCCCGUACCCUACUACUAUCAUCACCAACACGGACGCCGACGAUGACGAUGACAAUUCUUCUAUAGAGCUCCGCUCGACGCACAUUGGCCGACGAAGCUUGGAAGAGUGUUGGGAGAUUUACGCCGGCGGAUUGGGUGCUUUCGAUUUGUCUGACGAAGAGGUCAUCUUGCUCGUCGAAAAGGGCAAGAUUCCCGGAUACGGACUUGAAAAGGGUCUCAAGGAUCUUGAACGUGCUGUUAAGAUUCGACGAGCGGUCAUGUCGCGUGCGUCCGUGACGAGAACGCUCGAGGCGUCUGACCUUCCCAUGGCCAACUAUGACUACAGCCGCAUCAUCGGUGCUUGUUGCGAGAACGUCGUCGGAUAUAUGCCGAUCCCUGUCGGAAUUGCUGGACCCCUCAACAUCGACGGCAUCUCGACCCACAUCCCGAUGGCUACUACCGAGGGGACCUUGGUAGCUUCGACUUCUCGAGGCUGCAAGGCCCUCAAUUCGGGUGGAGGUGUCACGACCGUCUUGCACAAGGAUGGAAUGACCCGUGGACCUGCAGUGGAAUUCGGUAGUUUGCAAGAGGCGGCCUCGGCCAAGAUUUGGAUCGAAGAGGGCGACGGUUUCAAGGUUCUCAAGGCCGCUUUCGAGUCGACUUCGCGUUUCGCCAAGUUGAUCUCGCUCAAGUGUGCCUUGGCCGGUCGAACGCUUUACAUCCGAUUCACCCUGAGGACCGGAGAUGCGAUGGGCAUGAACAUGGCUGGAAAGGCUUCGAACGCUUCCUUAGACGCGCUUUGCGAGCAGUUCCCGACAGCCAAGAUCUUGGCCUUGUCUGGAAACUACUGUACCGACAAGAAGCCUGCAGCUAUCAAUUGGAUCGAAGGCCGAGGCAAGAGCGUGGUUGCCGAGGCCAUCAUUCCCGGUAGCGUUGUCAAGUCGGUUCUGAAGACCGAUGUCAAGACUCUCGUCAACCUGAACUGGAAGAAGAAUCUGAUGGGUUCCGCUAUGGCUGGAUCUAUCGGAGGGUUCAACGCGCACGCCAGCAACAUCCUUACGGCGAUGUUCUUGGCCACCGGUCAGGAUCCGGCUCAGAACGUCGAGAGUUCCAUGUGCAUGACCUUGAUGGAAGCCGUCAACGACGAUCAAGACUUGAUGAUCAGCUGCUCGAUGCCUUGUAUCGAAGUCGGUACCGUUGGAGGCGGAACCAUCCUUGGACCUCAGUUCGCCAUGCUCGAAUUCUUGGGCGUGGCGGGUGCACACCCUACCGAACCGGGUGCCAACGCUCGUCGUCUGGCCAGGAUUAUCUGCGCCGCCGUCAUGGCAGGAGAAUUGAGUCUGAUGUCGGCGCUCGCAGCGAACCAGUUGAUCUCGGCACAUCUCAAGUUCAACCGAAGUACCGCUGCGACACCCGUCUCGCAUACCCCUGGUGCGAUGACUCCAGCCCUUACACCUCUCAAAAAGGCUUCUGCGACGCUUGCACCCAUGUCUACAUGAGCGGAUGGGAGCGAGCAUCGAUGGGCACACCAAAAAAAAAAACGGCAAUCCGACGGACUUGUGGUCACCAGGAUUUUCCACUUUCUAUCCUCAUCUUCGAUUUGCGCUCUAUUCUUCCCCUCACGCAUAUCCGCACACAUGGCAUGGCACAUACAACCUUGCAUAUCCGCAGCUCUUCUCUCUCCCACACAAACACGACGCAUGGAUAGUCUCACAGGCAUAUGUUACCGAUACCUUCUUCUCGACGUGUAUAUACGACGUUCCACGAGCGUGCGCUCCAGGCGCUUUGUAUUGAAUAUGUCAUCUUAAUCUCACGGGUCAUUCUGGA